Messenger RNA from Papilio machaon (common yellow swallowtail), 387 nucleotides. RefSeq lists its product as uncharacterized. The record is from RefSeq and is a predicted model, not a curated record. NCBI's taxonomy places the organism in Eukaryota, Metazoa, Arthropoda, Insecta, Lepidoptera, Papilionidae. The transcript is spliced from 2 exons. Bases 1 to 387 code for a protein of 128 amino acids.
AUGCGCAAGAUCUUGGGCCCAAAGCAAAGAAAAGACGGCAGUUGGAGAAUCCGCUACAAUGCUGAAAUCGAGGCGCUGGUGGGCGAGCCGAAUAUCCUAGGAGAAGCCAAAGCUCACAGACUCCGAUGGCUUGGCCACCUUAUGAGGAUGGGGGAAGAUCGGAAUGCCAAAGCAGCGUAUCUCGGGAUCCCGACUGGCCGCCGACCUAUCGGCCGACCUAGAUACCGCUGGCGUGACGCUGUAGAGCUAGACCUGCUGGAGCUACAAGCGAUGGACUGGCAGGAGAAGGCACAGGACAGACAAGUCUGGCGAUCUCUUGUUGUUAACCUACGGGGAACUAUUAGAGAGGGCGAUGUGGAGACACCUUUAUUCGACCUCUAUCCUUGA